AUGUGGUCUUUAACAUCUCCGUUGAGCCUCUUGGUAUUUGGUUCCAUUGUGAACGCCACUACGGUCAACCGACUCCGCGCAAGAGCCAGCAUACCAUCCCAGCAAUCAUUUGACUCUGAGUCGACGAUGUUCCGAUCGCAAGGACAGUGUCGAGUCUAUACGGCAAAUCCCACUAAAGGAAAAGCUAGCACCAUGGACCUUUGUUCGAAUGUUUGCGGCGGCGACUUGUAUGCGAGAGCAGCAAAGUCAUCACUAGACUGUGUUUCCGUGUCUUGUAUGGGACGGGGAGGCCUACCAUCAGACAACCCAAGUGUCCCCGAUCCACAAAACGAUCUGUUUGUUAUGGGAUACUGCAAGUGUUCAUUUCCCGUCAUCGAAUUUAUGGCGAGUGAGUUCGCUGGAGUCGUGCUUCCGAAAAUUGCUACAGUGGCAUGCGCGACAUUUCAAACCGCUAUUGAAGGGGUCCUUAAGGAAGCACUGGAGAUCGGAGCAAAUUUCAUCCCAGUCAUUGGACCGGAAGCGUCCGUCGGUCUCAGGCUCGCAAUUCAAAGCGCUAAAACACUCACCAAGUACGGAGGAGAUGCUAUCGAUUUUGUGAACUAUGUUAGCACACCGUGUGGGUUGGGUGGUCAGGACGUUGUGAACGACAUCAACAACGCUUUCGACUUUUUGGCUAAGGUAAAGGAUGCUGCUGGUGUUGCGGAGGCUCUAGCUUGUCCACCAAAGAAGAGCUGUGGAAAGAAGCCUAAAAUGGCUUGA
Glarea lozoyensis ATCC 20868 is the source of this 759-nucleotide messenger RNA. RefSeq lists its product as uncharacterized. The record is from RefSeq and is a predicted model, not a curated record. NCBI's taxonomy places the organism in Eukaryota, Fungi, Ascomycota, Leotiomycetes, Helotiales, Helotiaceae. The transcript has a single exon. Bases 1 to 759 code for a protein of 252 amino acids.